AUGCGGCUGGGUGGAGGAGAGAUCAACACGUACUACCCGGGGAAUGACCUCGACGUUCCGCUGUACGGCGUCCUCACCGCGGAGGAUUGCUGCGCCAAGUGCGCCACGAACUCUAGCUGCUACGCGUGGACCUACAAGAAGGACACGCAGGAGUGUGCCCUGAAGGGCAACAAGCCCCUCGAGGCGCUGACAAAGAUCACGGAUCCCGAAUACACGUCGGGGCAGCCGACGCACGUGAGGACAGCUAUCCCCCUGACAGUCCCAGAGCCCGGACAGAACACGCUCUAUUGCUGGGCCUUGAUGAUCCCUGGCAGCAUGGAACCAAUGCUGCUGGCGUGGGAGUUCGAGAACGCCCAGAGCUUUUUCAGAUGCGACGAGUACGCCGUGUUCAGCAAUCAGACCCUGACAGUGGUGCCCGGCCUCGUCUCGAAAACCGUGGCCAGUGACCUGCACUGCGAGAAGGGCGGCGAAUUCGGCACGGCGCUGAACACCGAAAUCUUCAUCACAGUGUGGACGGCGGUCGUCGCCGACGGGCGCUACAAGUUCCACGAUUGGACCGUCAAGGCAGACCCAGACUCUGUUUUUUUCCCAUCCAGGCUGCGCACCAUACUGGCGAAGUACAACGAGGACGUCAAGUCUGCGCCGAACGGCGUGUACCUGAACAACUGCCACAGAGGGAUGCACGGGCCCAUUGAGGUGAUAUCGAAGAAGGCGGUGCAGGUCUGGGUGGAGGGCAUCCCGAGCUGCCAGUCGCAUUUCGUCCAGCUCUGCCAAGGGGAGACUGCCAGUGGGGCGAGGACAUGUUCAUGGACCAGUGCUUGGAUAAAGUGCUCAAAGUUGAUAGAAAAAAUAAUUCCAAAUUGUUGGUCGAAGAGGCCUGCGACCCGCCUAAAGGGUGGGAGUCCUGCAAAGACGAGCACAUCGCGGCGUACCACCCGUUCAAAGAGGUCGGCGCCUACAAGACCUGCUUGGUCAGCAGCGGUAUCACCGGCCUUGCCUGAGGCAAGGGUCGAUGCAGUCACGGGCGGGUGUCAGCGGCAUGAUCGGUUGCUCGUGCGCGUGGCGCGAGCGAGCGUUGUGCCCCCCGCCUGCUUCAGCACCGUGCCGCGUGCCUCGCGCCAUCACUUGUCCACACCAGUUGGCUAUCGUUCCGCUCCUUCCCCUCAUGCUCCAGUCUGCCAGUCAGGUUCGCUCCAAGCCAGCGGCACGAACCCACAUCGACAAUGUCAAGUGCCAGCGCCCGUUGGGACCGUUUGGCCGAGUCGCCUGUUGCAUUUUCAGUGCCUUGCCGCAGCGCUCAACCCUCGCGAUGCCCGCCGGGCAAAGUCCUCCGAAUUCAGCCGCACGGUUGAUGUCUAG
This is a messenger RNA of Prorocentrum cordatum, 1359 nucleotides long. The record is from the annotation of a GenBank genome assembly. NCBI's taxonomy places the organism in Eukaryota, Dinophyceae, Prorocentrales, Prorocentraceae.